AUGGGCUCACAAUGGGACACUCAUUCUUCAGAAUUUCCGGACGGUCCAAGUCAACGUGCAGAUGUGAUGCAAGAAAGCUCCGCCAUGACCACUCGAAGCGAGUCUCGGCAAUCUUUGGGUUCUUUAGCCUCCGAUGAAAUUGUUUUUCAUCCGAAAACUUUCAAAGGUCACUCUUCCCCUAAAAAGGAUCCUCCAACUCCUGAACCAAAAGGCGAUGAUUGGGAAGCUUUAGAAGUUGGAAAGGAAAAUGUGAACCUUGAAAAGGCAACAAGAAGGAGGUCAAGAACUAAAAAAGAGGUCGGUUUUGAUUGUUUGAUAUUUUGAUAACAGUGAAAGGUUGACAAAUGCUUGCUAUUCAAGAUUCAGGAUUGCUGGACCCCGAUUGGGCGAACUUGUGGCGUUUUCUAAAUUUGGGUGUCUGGACCUUACUUUAGGUUGCUGCCCGCGGUUCCUUGAUUUUCAGCGUAAUGCAUUGAAUAUCAUAGGUUAGUUUAAUAACCUCUCAGAAGGGGCGUAUGGGUGUUAUCUAUGGGUUUCGGAUGAAGAAUUACGCAUUCGUAUCUUCUUUCUCUCUCUUUAAACCAUUCGGUCUUAUAGCGAUGUAUUUAGCGCCAACCAUAACAGAGAAAAUAAAUAUAAGGCAUUUUCGAGCCGACCUUGCUUUUUAUGAUAAAGCUGACCAUUUUACCUGUUUUAACUAUACAUUUUUCCUUGUGAUUUAGUACAAACUUAAUUUUAGGUACUCAAAAUGGGUGGAUCUGAAGUUACAACUGCAUCGAAACCCGCCAGAAGAAAGCAUGCGAAGAAAUUGAGCAGUGGAAAUGCUCCAUAUAGUUAUAGCUGCACUUUGAAUGUAUGCUUUUACUGGUUUUCUGAUAUUAUUUUAGAUUGGUUGUCUUGGAUUGUAAGAUCGAUGUCAAAAGUCUCCUUAUUUUUAAGUUUUACUUUCAUAUUCUUCAGGAAUCUCACCAGUCUUCUGUCUACGGAGUCAUGUUUAAUCCUUACUUACCAUGUGAUGAGGAGUAUUACAUGGCUACUUGUGGAAGUAACCAAGUUAACGUUUAUCGUUUAACAGAUGAUGGAAAGAAGCCAGAGCAUGUGGUGCAACUUAUUGAUAGUAAUGUAAGGUUUUUUUUGUUUAUUUUGAUUUUGUUUUUAGAAGGAGGAAUGUUUCUACGCAUUAACUUGGGCAAUUGAUGAGAUUAUUCGAACUUUUGUGCUUGUGGUUGGAGGGGCCAAAGGAAUCAUUCGAGUUAUUGAUCCUAUGGCCAAAAAAACUAUCUCUGUAAGUAUGUUCUUUUGUCAAGAGGGCUCUUUAUGUUUGUUGACUGCGUGUAUUAAGAUAUUUAUUUUGUUUUAGACCCUUCGAGGACAUGGUGAAUCUGUAAACGAAAUCAGAACUUCACCAAUGAAUUCAAUGAUUGUGGCGUCGGCUUCGAAAGAUAGAACCGCCAGAGUGUGGAAUGUAGCGUUGCAGAAUUGUUUGGCAAUCUACGGAGGAUCCGAGGGUCAUCUGGACGAGGUUAUUUCUUUGGUAAGAGCAAUUUCGUAUAUUUUUAAGAAUUAAUAAAAACAGGGGAUGUCAGGGAGAACGUGUUUUUGGUCAAGGUUUUUACAUCUCCUCUUUUUCAGGACUUCCAUCAUACCCAAGACUUUCUUCUCACCGCUUCCAUGGAUCACACCAUCCGGGUUUGGGACCUUCGGCCAGAAACUGAAGUCGGAAAACGAAUUCAAGAAAGUGUGGACCCGUCUAAACACGAAUCAUUCGCCACUCUCCCGAGCAUUGAGAAUCAUUUCUCGUUGGCGGUGGCUAAAGAUGUCCAUACAAAUUAUGUGGACUGUGCCAGGUUUUAUGGAAAUUUUAUCAUCUCUAAAUCAUGCGAGAAUCAGAUUGUUUUGUGGAGAUUUGGUGGAUUUGAUCAGCCAGUGAGUGGACAAGGAACGUUGUUGAGAACGGAGACAUAUGUUUUACACACGGCGUGGGUUGAAGUCCCGAAAAGCAGCAUAUGGUUUAUCAAGUUUGACAUUGAUCCAGAUAAUAAGGUAAGAUAAUUGUCGUAAAUUAUUUUUUUGAUUUAUUGAUUAUCUGGAGUAACCUGGCGUCUUUUCAGUACCUUGCAGUGGGAAAUGAAGAAGGCACCGUGAAACUGGUUGAUCUCCAUUCGAUAAAACCAGAAGCCAAGAAGCCCGAUUAUGCCCUUUCAUGCCCGGAAACCGGCCGAGUUUGCGUAAGGCAAACUGCCUUCAGCCCCGAUGGAAAAGUCUUAGUGUCCUCUGGAGAAGGCGGAGUUAUUGUUCGAUAUGACAGGAAAUGA
Messenger RNA from Bursaphelenchus xylophilus (pine wood nematode), 2315 nucleotides. The record is from the annotation of a GenBank genome assembly. NCBI's taxonomy places the organism in Eukaryota, Metazoa, Nematoda, Chromadorea, Rhabditida, Aphelenchoididae.